Messenger RNA from Aureobasidium pullulans EXF-150, 2412 nucleotides. RefSeq lists its product as uncharacterized. The record is from RefSeq and is a predicted model, not a curated record. Gene Ontology annotation, molecular function: zinc ion binding; DNA binding; DNA-binding transcription factor activity, RNA polymerase II-specific. Gene Ontology annotation, biological process: DNA-templated transcription; regulation of DNA-templated transcription. Lineage: Eukaryota; Fungi; Ascomycota; Dothideomycetes; Dothideales; Saccotheciaceae. Bases 1 to 2412 code for a protein of 803 amino acids. Gene Ontology annotation, cellular component: nucleus. The transcript has 2 exons.
AUGGCCAGCAGAGAAUCCAACGAGGCGCACAUGAAGCAAAAGCGCGCAAGGUCACAACUCAGCUGUACCGCCUGCCGACAAGGCAAAUUACGAUGUAACCGUGCUACACCAUGCGAUCAGUGUACGAAGCGAAGCAAAGAAUCAUCGUGUUCAUAUCUGCCACCAGCAGCGAAAACACGAAGUGCGCAAAAUGUCAAAGGCCGCAUUCAACACCUUGAACAGCUUGUUGUCGACCUGAUGAAUUCGAGAUCAACAAAUGAUAGCAAUGCGACACACAGUAGUGGGCGAACGAACAGCACUGCUACCAGUACUAAGGAAUCACCCACCUCUUCCCAGACCGAGGUUUCACAGCCCAGCACACAUAGCUCAUGCAGAGCAGACAAGACUUAUCCCGAAGUGACUCCGCCGUACAGCGAGGAUGAUCACUCACCGGUCAGACAUCAUCAGCAUGAAGCGCCACAACUAGAAUCAUUUGGUCAUCUACGAAUCAGCAAAGAGGGGACCAGUUAUGUCGGGUCAUCUCACUGGGCAACCAUCUUGGAUAGUAUCUCUGAACUGAAGCGCGAUCUGGACGAUUCUGAAGCCGAGGCGUCAGACGAAGAAUUUGAUGCAUGGCAGAAUGAAGAACCACUAAAUAGCCAUGACGAUGGAUUACCUGGAUUAUUGCGUUCGCCUCGAAAAGUCACGAAAGCUGAAUUACUAUCAAUGCUCCCACCAAGACCUGAAGCGGACGGGCUCGUCUCGCUUUGGUUCAGAGCACCCCAGCCCUACAAGUCUAUCAUACACGCCCCUCAAUUCCAGAAUGAAUAUCGACAGUUCUGGCGCUCACCGACUAGUGCGCCAGUCAUGUGGCUAGGCGUUUUAUAUGGCAUACUUAGCAUGGCGAGCUUGUUCAAGAUGCGUGCUUUGAGAAACCCCAAUACUCCAGAAGUACUCGCCGCCAUCAAACAGGCGGACCUGUACCAAGAGCUAGCGGCGUCUGCAGCUGUAUUGGGCAACUACAUGAAACCGAGAGCGUAUACAAUCGAAUGCUUGGUGUUGCAUGCUGGAAGCAGUCGAACGAACAACAUGUUCGACAUGUGGCUUAUCAUGGGUGUCGUCUUCAGACUGGCACUUCGAAUGGGCUAUCAUCGCGAUCCGAGUCACUACGGCAACGUAACCGUACUGACAGGGGAGAUGCGGCGAAGAGUGUGGCAUAUGCUGUACAUGGUCGACACUCUCGUGUCGUUUCAACUGGGCUUGCCUGCCAUGCUGCGCGCUGUACAGAGCGACACCAGACCACCACACAACCUCUUUGACCAGGACUUCUCCGUCCACAGCAAAACAUUACCACCUUCAAGGCCUACAGACCAGAUCACGCCAUCUUCGUACGGCGCUGCUAAGUUCAGGAUGUGCCAAAUCUUUGCUCUGGCGGCAGACAUGUCUCACGCGACAACGGCACCAUCGUAUACCGAGGUCAUGGACCUGGAUGCGAAAUUGGAGGAAGCGAAAGCGAAUAUACCAGGUGCGCUACAGUUCCAGGCUCUGGAGUUAUGUGUCACAGAAGAUCCAGAAUCGUUGAUGUGCAGGUUCAACCUGGAACUGCUCUAUCUGAAGACAAAGACAGUACUUCACAGACGAUUCAUGGUGGCUACAGCGACACAAGCAGCGGAGUCAUACUCCCGAGAAUGCUGCAUUGGCUCAGCGAUGAAAACAUUGCGCCACCAUCAAGAAAUCUAUCAAGCCUCUUCCCCUGGAGGUCAGCUCGAGUCCGUGUCUUGGUACAUGUGCUCGAUCGGCACACACGACUUCUUGCUAGCGAGCAUGAUAAUUUGUGUAGAGCUGUCACGACAACUCAACGAACAAUCGGAUCCAGCAACGGACAAGAUCGCUACACGUGGAGAUAUGAUUGCGGCACUUGAAGCGUCGAAGCGAGUCUGGGAAGAAGCCGGUCAAGAUGACUGCUUUGAACCAUCAUUCAAUGCAGGUGGAGCAUAUUUAGAAAAUGCAGCAUUGUCGGAAGUCCGAAAAGCUUGCAAGGCAAUGGCGGUCAUGCUGGAAAAGGUCAGGAAAGAUCAGGCAAGAGAUGUGAUACCACCAGCUGUGCCUGUGAUUGCAGAUUGGUCGCAGAUAUCGAUGCCAUCAAUACCGAUGCCCAACACGCUACCAGUGACCAAUGACUGGCCAGCGAUGAACCAAUGGACGCCUCCAAAUGAUUUCUCAGCAUUGGGCAACAUGAUGGACGUGUCCAACGACAUAAACUGGGAAAUGUGGGAUCAACAACUCUCGACUCAACAACAAGGAGCAAAUCAACAACCAGAGCAGUUCUCAUGGACAAUGGACGACGUGUUGGCAGCCACCGCACCUGGAUUUGCCGAACCAGACAUGACCAUGGGAUAUGGUCAGAACGGUGUAUGGCAGCCAGAACUGUGA